Messenger RNA from Brenthis ino (lesser marbled fritillary), 5133 nucleotides. Lineage: Eukaryota; Metazoa; Arthropoda; Insecta; Lepidoptera; Nymphalidae. The record is from the annotation of a GenBank genome assembly.
AUGAGCUUAAGUUACUGUUUAACAAAAGAGAUGGGAGAUUUUAAUUUUGGUGUAAAUGAAAGGAAUGCAAAUACGUUUCAUCGUACGAACUACGACGUGAUCGAGAGCUCCAUCUCGAAACGUGCGAAAAUGGAGGAGAAUUCUGAUCUUCAUAUGGAGACGGACGUGUCUUCGACGACUGGUGACGUGCCUGAUAGCCAGCAAGGAUCUGAAAAACUACCAGAUGUUGAGAUGGUUGUUGUUGUACAGGUUAAAGAAGAAGAUUCGGACAACAAGAAUUCCUCAGAAAUUAAGCCUAAAGAUAGUGAUAAAGCUGCAUUAUGUACUGAAUCAAAUCUUUCUCCUCUAAAAGAUGUGGUUUCAGAAAAUGUAGUGACUUCUCUUAGUAAAGACAAUCUAGUUCCUAAUGUAAAGGAGAAAUCACCAACUAAAUCAGAUCAAGAAAAGAUUCAAGCAUCACCAAAGAAUCCUCCCAUCAUUUCUGUAGACUUGCAUAACUCUGAGGAAACCAUAGACUCAUCAAAUCAUGUUAAGAAUGAAAACAAUGAAAAACAGGAAGAACAUACAUGUUCUGUUUCAACAGAGACACCAGUAACUAGUAUAUGUGUUUCUCCAGUAGCUAAACAAACAGAAUCAACUCAAAAAUCUCCUAUUAAGGAGCAAUCUGUAGAGAAAGCAAAGACACCAACUAAAGAAAUAAUACAAAAGUCUAAUAUUGAGAGUAAAGAAGACAAAAAAGAAGAAAGAACUAUUAACAAUCUAGUUGACAUGUGUGAAAAGUCUAAUGAUUCUCAAACAAAUUCUGAUAUUUCUGAAAAGGAACACAAUAAAAGCAUAAGUAGAGAGCUUAAAUCUCUUAUUAAAUCAGCCAAAGAAUCAAAGAUAAUUAGUGAAUGUACACAGCUCACAACUAAAACAAGAAAGUCCAGAAUUACUUUAGAUAAUUCUAACACAAGUCUGAAUACAUCUGUAGAAGUAGAAAAAAUCCAAGGUGUGCGACGUAGUAGUACUGGCUCACAAAAAAGCAAUUGCAGUGAGAAGGCAGAGAAGGUUCCAAUCAAAAGGUCUAUGAGGUCACAGAAUCCGGAAUUUGUGUAUAAGGUAAAACAAUUUCUCAAUUCAGUAACUGGAAAAUUUCAAAAGGGUGAAACUGAUGAUGAGGGGACAGAAGAUAAAAAAGAUGUUCAAUGUGGAUCUAUGUCCCCAUCCCCUAAAAAGAAAAAGCAAGAAGUACCAUUACCUGAAAUGAGUCCAGGCCGGAGUAAUAAACUACGGUCAGAUCCAUACUGUUGGAGAUGCCAUUGGCAAGUUGAACAAACAGCAAAUGAUAAGGGACAUCCACCUAUGCAGUGCACAGUUUGUCCACGCUCCUUCCAUUUCAAGUGUAUGUCGGGUACGGAGCGGAAUAAAAUAAAUACAGAGAAGAACUGGGUUUGUCCAGAAUGUUUGUCUGUUUUGCAUGCAGAAAGCUCUGAAACUAGGUCUCCAGCCAUGAAGAAGAUAACUUUAGGCCAUUUGUGUGAACUUUUGCAAUAUGCUUUGGAACGCAUGAAAGAUCUCAAUGGGGUGGAUCCAUUCCUACAGCCAGUGGACCGAGCGGCGUUUCCCGAUUAUGACAAGUAUGUCGUCCAUCCAAUGGAUUUAUCUCUCAUGAAGAAUAACAUUACUGAAGGCCUCUAUGGCAGCACUGAAGCGUUCCUGGCUGACGCGCAAUGGAUAUUACACAAUAGUAUCAUAUUUAAUACAUAUAUAGAUCAACUUCCAGUACAAUCUAAGUUAACGGGCGGUGCUCGCGCCCUAGUCCGCUCGUGUAGGGCGGAGAUGGGUGAGAUAGAGGCGUGCCCGGAGUGCUACGCGGCCGCCCACGCGCGCCGACCCACGUGGUUCACUGAUGUGUGUUCCACACCGCAUAUACUGAUGUGGGCUAAGUUGAAAGGUUUCCCGUACUGGCCAGCAAAGGGUAUGUCAGUGAGUAGUGCAGGCUUGGUGGACGUAAGAUUCUUCGGCGCUCACGACCGGGCGUGGGUUCCGGCGCGGGACUGCUUCCUGUAUUGCGAAAAGGACCCUAACAACUUUAGGACCAAACGGCAAGACAUAUUGGAUAGUAUGCAGGAAGCUGAACAACAUAUCCGCAACAUUUCACGAAAGUAUGGUAAAUUCGUCUAUCCGCCAUUUAAAACACAGUUUGAUCCUACUAAAUUGACAGAACAAGUGAAAAUGAUGAUACCAACAUUUGAAGGUGAAUUGAGGACGCCUAUUAAGGACAAGCCAAAUAGUUCACCUCAUGGUAGCGCUAAGGAGAAAAGCAGGUCCAACUCUAAAAGCUCUAAGAGUUCUGUUAAUGACGGAGAUAUUAGUGAAAAUGAAGAAAGCCAAAUGACGCCAUUACGUAAAAUGGCGGAUGGAGCUGAAAUAGCUCGAGAGGAAGAAGACUUUGCGAUCGAAAAGGAUAAGCCUAUAGAGAUUGAAGUUCCAAGUAAGGAAAAAGAGAUGUGCAGGAAAAGGCGCAGAUCUGAAUUAGAGGAAGCUGUUUUAACAGUUAUAGAAACAAGUUUUUGUGAGAAACGACCGAAAAUCGAUGAAAAUGAUAAAAGUUCUGCCACUAAAAAGUCAGAGGAUAUCAAGGACAAAUCGUUAGUGGAUAUUGUCAUAGAUGUAGACAAGCCAAUAGCUGCAGUGAAUAAUAAGAUUGUCGAUAUGGAUAUUACUGUGCUGCCCAAUGAAAAAACGAAGGAAAUAACUAAUAACACAGAAAUAGAACCUGUAAUAGAUAAAACACCUGUAAAAAUUAAUCUUAAAAUCAAACCAACUAGAUCAAGUACACCUAAGGAUGAUAAAAAAGACGAGAAACCUAACCUAACACCAAAACUAAAACCGGUAAGAUCAGAAAAGUCGACUCCCAUAGAAAAAGAUAAACAAGAGGAUAAAAAAGCACAAAAACGUAGAAACUCUAGAAAUAAAUCAUUAAAUAGCAGUGUAAGUUCGAAAGAGAAAACAACUGAAAAGAAAAAUGAUAACGCAAAUACUAAUGGUAAAGAAAAAAAAGAAAAUGGUCCGAAUAAAGCCAACGAGAAAGCUGUUAAAGUUGAUCAGAAAUCAAUUAAAGAUCGGAUUCAAUUCGAUGAUGAUAUAAGUUUAGCAGUGAUAGCUAAACAGUCUAAGACAAGUACAGUGUUACCAACCAUUAGCAGCGUACGAAGUCUGUCCACAACCCCUCAGAAUGCAGAUGCGCCAAAUAAAAACACCGAAAUAAUAAUUGCCAAUUCAGAUUCUAGCAUAUUCACACCGACAAGUACUGAUAAUGUCAGAAAUAUGAAGGAAGCUGUUAAUAAGUUGCAAAAGCUACGAAGCGAUACUGAGACGCCGGUUGGACGAGUCGGGGUGAGGGCGUUCGCUCGGAUGACGUCACCAGACCGUCCCAAGCCCACAGAAGAUGUGGAAAUUGAAAUCAAAUCUGAGCCAAUUGAUUUUGAUGAUGCAGAUCGACAGUCCGAGAAAAUGGAUCUAAUGAAUGCCUUCCACCUUCGCCCAGUUAACCCACCGGCUUCUAAUUUGCGAGGCGUGCGAAUAAACAAAGUCGUGGUAGCGCCUAUCGCUAGGAAAACACCAACAAAGCCUGCCGAAAUUCGUGUGAAGGCUAAGAAAACCUUUCCUCAGCCGAGGAAGCCUGAUGAUGGAAGGUCAGAGUUGAACAGCAAGAACUCAAUGGUAUACAUUCCCAUACAGCCCCCGAGUACACAGGCGCCGGUAAGACCGACCCGCCCCAUUACAGUUAACGGCUCGGCCAAUUCGCAGACGACCAGGCCGCAAGUAUCUAGUAGUACUUCUUGUAUUGCAAGCACAAUUCUCAACACGACAAUCCCACCAGUACCAAUAACAACAAUGACGAACACCAUUUCCACGCCCACGGUAGUGUCAAAUUGCAUCAACAACCCGAUAUGCGUGCCCACAGUUGGGCAAGUGCCCACGACAGUGCAGACUGUGCCGUUCAUAACAUCGGUUAAUGGACAGUGGACAUUCAGCUUGCAGCCAAUCAUGUCUGUUGGUGGCAUUGAUGGAUCUCCGUCAUCCCCAGUGGUAAACGGUUUGACAGAACGCAAUAACAAUGCCAUGGUCCCCAUAGUAACGCCCGCCGUAGUUUCCGCACCCAUCUUAAACGCCCUACAACCUGCCCAAAUACAAACUACCAAUAACACCAUUGAAAACCCACCUGGGCCGCCUCGCUUGCAACAACGGCCGUUACUCAACCCUCUAGACUCGAAUACUCCGAUCGGUUCAGUCCCGCCGCCGUCGAGCGCGGGACCUCUCACUGCCAAAUUAAACCAAAAUGCUGUUAAGUUAGCAGACUUCUUUAGGCUGUUGCUAGAAGAUUCGCUGGACAAAAUAGAAGAGCCGGCCUCCCACGUGACCGCGCUGAAGUUACAGAUGGAGCAAAUGCAGUGGAGGCAUCAACAGGAGAUUAACGAAUUAAAACAUAAUCAUGAUUUAUUAAUAACGGAAAUGCGAGCGUCCCUGGAAAAAGCGACAGCGCGCGCCGUCAGCGAAGCGCGUCGCAACGCGCAGAUGGAGUUAGAGGCUGCAGUUAAAACGGCUAAGGCGAAACAGUGGUGUGCGAAUUGCAGUCAAGAAGCGCAAUUCUACUGCUGUUGGAACACGUCGUACUGCGACUAUCCGUGUCAGAAGGCGCACUGGUCGCAGCACUCCAAUGUUUGCGCGCAACAGAGAAAUCAGGAUAAUAAUGGUAAUGACAACGGGAGCGCGUUAGAGAAAAGACUGCAGCCAGCCCCUGAGACUCUACCAAAAAGCACGUCGUCGACACCAGUGCUGACUGUUGGCGGUAAGAUCGCACCGACGCGCACAUUCGGACAGGACAGUCCGCAGAAGGCUUCCAUUAUCGUGAGCAUGGUGGAAGAUCAGAGCGGUAAUCAAACAGUGAAAUGCGUCGGCACGUACAAGCCCACCGCGUCCCAACAGGGGCCGCCGUUACUCAUAAAUAAACAAAUAAUGAAUAAUGAAGAAAAUGCGGCCAAGAAAGUGGUCACUUCCGGCGGUUAUCUGAUAGUGGGCGCCGGAAGCGGGAACCAGCCGCUUGUGGCGCCCUCCCGACGUCAACACACCUUACAAUAUUACACA